Messenger RNA from Nicotiana attenuata, 776 nucleotides. Its product is annotated as 60S acidic ribosomal protein P2-2-like. Gene Ontology annotation, molecular function: structural constituent of ribosome. The coding region runs from base 131 to 469 and encodes 112 amino acids. Gene Ontology annotation, cellular component: ribosome; cytosolic large ribosomal subunit. The record is from RefSeq and is a predicted model, not a curated record. Gene Ontology annotation, biological process: cytoplasmic translational elongation. Lineage: Eukaryota; Viridiplantae; Streptophyta; Magnoliopsida; Solanales; Solanaceae. The transcript is spliced from 4 exons.
AAACCCUAAUCAUAUAUAUAAAUGCGCAUCAUUUCGCCAGUAAGAAACCCUAGACGCAGUCCCUAAAACGACCACUGAAGAAGAAGGCUUUCAUAGCUUUUACAAAUUAUUUUGAUACAGAGAGGAAAAAAUGAAGGUAAUUGCAGCUUAUUUGUUGGCCGUUUUGGGUGGCAAUGCAUCACCUUCAGCUAAAGACUUGAAAAGCAUCCUUGGUUGCGUUGGUGCUGAGGCUGAUGAUGACAGAAUCGAACUGCUCUUGUCUCAAGUUGAGGGAAAAGACAUCACUGAGCUGAUUGCUGCCGGCAGAGAAAAGUUGGCUUCAGUACCUGCUGGUGGUGGUGGUGCUGUUGCAGUUGCUGCACCUACUGGUGGAGGAGCUGCUGCAGCCCCUGCUGAGGAGAAGAAGGAAGAAAAAAAGGAGGAGAAAGAGGAGUCCGACGAUGACAUGGGCUUCAGUCUUUUCGAUUAGAAGAAAAUAUUGGUCUUCUUUUGCAGGACAUGGGCUUCAGUCUUUUCGAUUAGAAGAAAAUAUUGGUCUCUCUGCAUAAUGUAUUCCCUUCACCGGUUUCCCUUGAGCUUAUUUUAGGAAGUUUGUUGUCUACUUACGGAUUUUGUUGUUUGCAUAGUUGAAGAACCUAGAUUUUGCUUUUAAAAACUUGCUUGAGGCAGACAUUGGAAAUUAUAAUGAUGUUGAUUUCAAAAUUACAGUUUGUUGUUUGAUGCAUCAUUUCAUUGUCUUUAAUAGCUACUGUAAUAUUCAGAUGUUUUUCCCAAAA